Messenger RNA from Emiliania huxleyi CCMP1516, 1318 nucleotides. RefSeq lists its product as hypothetical. The record is from RefSeq and is a predicted model, not a curated record. The coding region runs from base 11 to 1051 and encodes 346 amino acids. Lineage: Eukaryota; Haptophyta; Isochrysidales; Noelaerhabdaceae. The transcript has 6 exons.
CCGACGGAUAAUGGACGUUGCUCCUCCUCCUCCUCGUCCACCGCCGCCGUCGCCGUCGUCGCUGCUGCCGCCCUCGCCGCCGCUGCUGCCGUCCUCUCCGCGCGGGCCUUACCCGGUCGCGCACCGCUCCUUCACCUCGCCGCUCUUUGACCGGAGCAACCGCCGCAUCGACGUCGUCUACCCUGUCCUCCCCGAGGGCUCGACUCGCACCUUCCCGUACAUUGCCUACGCGCACGGGUUUGACGACACGGGCUUCCAGUCGUACUGGCGCCUCUUCUCCGACCUCGCCUCGUGGGGCUACGUGGUGGGCGCGCCCCUCGCGUGCCAGUUUGGCUGCGACGACCGCGCGCACUGCAAGACCCUCCCCUUUGACCCGCCCUGCUUUGGCGACUACUACAAGCAGCAGCUUCUCUCGAUAGAGUGGUCGAGGGGCGGUGCCGCCGCCGCCGCGGGCCUGCCGAUCAACGUCAGCGCGGGCGUCGGCGUCGCGGGACACUCGAUGGGUGGCCAGGCGACCAUCUUUUCUGCGGCGUACAACGGCAGCUCGCACCGGAUCCAGGCGGCGGCGAUGCACCAUGCCUACACGCACAGCUACCCUCCGAUACCGAGCGUGCCCUUCCUGCUCUUCACCGGGACGCACGAUGCGGUGGCGCCGCCGCGCUUCGCGCAGCGCCAGUACGACGCGUCGAGCGCCAACCCGCGCCGUGGCCUCGUCAACAAGGACGGCGCCGACCACCACGAGCCCUCGAUGCACUACAACCCCUUCCUCGCCCUCGCGUCGGCCGCGUGGUUCAAGGUGUACCUUGAUGGCACGCCCGACGCGCCGCUCGGGCCGACGACGGCGCAGCAGCUCCUCUUUGGGGGGGGCGGGGCCAGCCUCUGCGGCGGCGGCGACGGGCGGAUGGCGAAGUGCGUGAUGCCGGAGAACGCGACGGCGCGGCGGCGCGAGGCGGGCAGGGCUGGGGGCUGGGGGCGUGUUGGCGGUCUUGAGAGAGCUGGCCGGCCGGGUGGGUUCGCGGACCUCCGCACCGUUCCCCACAGAGACACAUAGGUGACGCCGCUCUCGCCCACGCGCGCGCGCACUAGGCUACUUGCACUUUACUGUUUACACAUAAUGUGGGGCUGCUUGUCCCUGCGCGCGCGCUGCCGCGCUGGCCGCUGCGGUGUGCCCGCCCGGGAGCCCGGAAGUGUGCCGCAUGCGCGCGUGUGGCAGUGGGUGAGGGUGUGCACCGCGAUCCGCCGCGCGGUGACCCUGUCGGGGGUCGCGCCCCCGCGCCCGGCCGUGAGCUUUAUUAUUUUCUUCUAUCCGGCUUUUGUG